AUGCUUGUGUGUGCGCCGACGGGUACAGGCAAGACCAACGUCGCCUUGCUCGCCAUGCUUAGGGAAAUCAGACAGUUGGUCCCCGAUCAAGACUGCUUGAAUUCCGAAUCGCCCUCUGUUUCAUUCGACCCGUCUGAAUUCAAGCUUGUUUAUCUCGCGCCGAUGAAGGCACUCGCCACGGAAAUCGCCACGUCUUUCGCCGAGCGCCUUUCCUCUCUUCGCCUUAUCGUCCGCGAAUUCACCGGAGACUCGCAACUCUCUCAGCGAGAAAUCAGCAAGGUCCAUGUUCUUGUCAUGACGCCCGAAAAGUACGACAUCUUGACUCGCAAGGCGUCUGAGCACUCUCACGCACUCCUCGUCAGACUUCUCGUCAUCGACGAAGUCCACCUGCUCCACGAAGAGAGAGGAUGCGUCCUCGAAUCGAUUGUCGCGCGCACCCUCCGACAAGUUGAACUCACCCAAAAAAUGGUCCGCAUCGUCGCCCUAAGCGCCACGCUCGCCAACUACCCUGACGUUGCCACGUUCCUCCGCGUACCGAGGCGAGCCUGCUUCCACUUCGGGCCGGAGUACCGCCCUGUUCCCAUGUCUCAGACUUUUAUCGGUGUCAAAAGCAGAUCGAGCGCCGAAGAAAAAGAAAUCAUGAACGAAAUCUGCUACCAAAGAGCCGUAGAAAGCUUGAAAUUCGGGCAUCAAGUCAUGAUUUUUGUCCAGUCCAGAAACGACACAGUUCAAACGGCCUAUGCUAUCCUAGACAUGUUCGCCUCUCACUCUGCCUCGAACGACAACAACCCCCUAGACCCGCAACAACAGCCGGCCUCAUCUCACGCCACCAGCCACCUUCUUGAUCUCCAAGAUAGCCACCCUUCCUUCACGCGACUCAGAAGGGCCCUCGCUUCUUCGAAGUUCCCUUGUCUCUCCGCGCUCUUUUCCAGAGGAGUCCUCUUUCACCACGCCGGUAUGCCCCCGGCGGAUCGCCACCUCGUCGAACGCGCCUUCCUUUCCGGAUGCGUCCGGCUCCUCGUCUGCACCACCACCCUCGCCUGGGGAGUCAACCUCCCAGUUCACACCGUCAUCAUCAAGGGCACUCAAGUCUACAAGCCAGAAAAGGGCGCUCCAGACGAUCUCGAUACCAUCGACGUCCUUCAAAUUUUCGGCCGAGCCGGACGGCCUCAAUUCGAUACAAGCGCAGAAGGCAUCCUCAUCACCUCGCAUUCGAAACUCCAUAACUACGUUCGACUUGUGUGUCGCCUCCAGCCCGUCGAGUCCCGGCUGAUCAGUCGACUCGCCGAUCACCUCAACGCCGAAGUCGUUCUAGGCACCAUCUCCAACCUUCAAGACGCCAUUCAAUGGCUCACUUACACCUACUUGGCCGUCCGCGUCGCCAAAAACCCCCUCGCGUAUGGCGUCCCUUGGGUCCAACUCAUAGAGGACCCCAGCUUCCUCAAGGCAAGACAAGAAUUCGUCCUGCACGCCGCAAAAACGCUCGACCGGUGUCAAAUGGUCCGCUUCGAUCCGAUCACGCAACAAAUCCAUCCUACCGAAUUCGGGCGCAUAGCUUCUCACUACUAUAUCGAACACGAAACCAUGGACUUGUUCCGACAAGCCCUGCAGGCAUCUUCUUCUCCAGACCCGUCGAUCUCUCUAGACCCAUCCGUCGCUCCGGGGGAUCUAAAGACGUCCGCUUUACCCUUAAAAGACAACUUCAUCCAACACUACAAGGCCACUCCUUCUUCCCUCGAAAAACUGCUCAACCUCGUGUCCUUCUCAUCCGAAUUCAAGAAUAUCCGCGUUCGCGACCAAGAAAUCGACGAGCUCGAAGAAAUAUACGCACACUGUCCCCUGUCGCCAUUCGGCGGCGUCGCACACAGCUCCUCCAAGGUCAAUUUGCUCAUCCAGGUGCACAUAUGCAGGAUUUUCGUUCGCUCGCCCUCUCUGCACUCGGAUCUGGCAUACAUCUCUCAAAGCGCCAAUCGCAUUCUCCGCGGCCUAUUCGAGGUUGCGCUCAAGUCCCACAUAGCCCAAAAGUCCGUCGAUAUCCUCGUCGAUGCUCUCAAUCUCUGCAAAUCCUUCGAACAACAAGUGUGGAUCACAAGACACCCACUCGCCCAACUAGCCAACCUAAUCCCUGCAUCUUCUCUUUCUGUCCUAGAGGGUAAACGAUAUCCUAUCUCCGCACUCAGAGAAGACUCUCUUUCGCUCAUCUCCAACCUUCUCCUAGCGCAAAAGCCCGUCUCCCUUCGCGUCCAAAAAGCCGCGCGCACUUUCCCGCUCAUGAACCUAGACGCCAAAUUGCAGCCUCUCACCCGCACCGUCUUCAGACUCAUCGUCAAUUUCUCCGUCGAUUUCCACUGGGACAAAUCCGUCCACGGAGCGGUCUUUCAUGCCUGGCUUCUCGUCCACGACAUAUGCGAAACCACGCUCUAUCACCAACAGCUGUUGUCCGUUCAUGAACAGCAACGACACCAUCUCCCACCCAUCACCUGCACCAUCCUCUUGGAAGACGCCAUCAAACUUGAGCAACUCGUCGUCCGCAUUCUCUCGGACCGCUGGCUUCACUCUGAAGCUCAUAUGUGCAUCAAUCUUUCCAACCUGAAACUUCCAGACGAACACUGUCCUUAUACCCCUCUGCUUCCCUGCGAGCCCCUCCCGCUCCGCGCACUCUGUCGCCCAAAGCCGUGGCCGGUCGCGCAACUCUAUCCGUCCCUCAGCUACCUCAAUCCACUCCAGACUCAGUGCUUCUUCGUCGCCUACCACACCAAUCGCAACCUUCUCGUCGGUGCCCCCACGGGGUCCGGCAAAACGCUCGUCGCGGAGCUCGCCACCUUGAGACUCUUCCGAGAGGCGCCGCACCUCAAGGUCGUCUACAUCGCACCUCUAAAGGCACUCGUCAGAGAAAGACUCGUCGAUUGGACCAACAAAUUUGCUCGCAUCCUCCAGCCGGCCAAGCGAGUCGUCGAGCUCACGGGCGACUACACGCCAGAUUCCCAAGCUCUCACCCUCGCAGACGUCGUGGUCACCACCCCUGAAAAAUGGGACGGCAUCAGCAGGCGCUGGCGGCAAAGACCUUACGUCCAAAAAGUGGGACUUCUAAUCAUAGACGAAAUCCACCUCCUCGGAGAAGAACGUGGCGCCGUCCUGGAGGCCAUCGUGUCCAGGACCAGAUUCGUCUCCACGCUCACUAAUACACCCAUCCGCUUCUUGGCUCUAUCUACUGCCAUAUCGAACGCCUACGACCUCACCAGCUGGCUCGACAUCGAUCCCCUUCUUGGACUGUACAACUUCAAACCCUCCAUUCGGCCCGUCCCGUGUCAGGUGCACCUCGCGGGAUUCCCAGGCAGGCAUUACUGCCCUCGCAUGGCCAGCAUGAACAGACCCACCUUCAAGGCCAUAGAGACCUAUUCACCCACCAAACCAGCGCUCAUUUUCGUCUCUUCCAGACGACAAACCAGACUCACCGCUCUCGACCUCAUCAGUCUGUGCGCCCAAUCCGACCAGCCCCAACGAUUCCUCCACCUGGACGACCACGCUCUCCGGCAAUCUGUUCAGGCUGUCCAAGACGAACACCUCAAACACACUCUUUCCUAUGGCAUCGGACUCCACCACGCCGGACUCACGGACGACGAUAAAUCGCUCGUCGAACAGCUCUUCCGAUCCGGCGCCAUUCAGGUUCUCGUGUCCACGGCCACGCUCGCCUGGGGCAUCAAUCUCCCCGCCCACCUCGUCGUUAUCAAAGGCACGGAAUAUUUCGACGCGAAAACCCACAGCUACAUCGACUACCCCGUCACCGACAUUCUGCAAAUGAUAGGUCGCGCCGGUAGACCGCAGUUCGACACGCACGGCUGCGCCGUCGUCCUCGUUGAAGCCAGUAAAAAACCUUUCUACGCGAAAUUCCUGUACGAAGCUUUUCCCGUCGAGUCUCAACUCAGAUCCGCACUCCACGACCACCUUAACGCAGAAAUAGUCGCCGGCACCGUCCGCACCAAGCAAGACGCUGUCGAAUAUCUCACCUGGACGUUCUGGUUCAGAAGACUUCUCAAAAACCCAAACUAUUAUGGACUCUCAGACACUUCUCCUGAUUCACUCAAUCGAUAUCUCUCAGACGUCGUCCACCAAGUCUGUGAUGAACUCCAACGCUCUAGAUGUAUUUCCUGUAGUCACACGCCCACUUCAGAUGACUCCCUCUCCGACGAUCUCAACUCUUUCCCCCCUCUCCCCUCUUCCAACCUCGCCAAAGAAGAUCUCUUAUUCGACUCCCCUUCUUGUCAACAUUCGCUAUGGCCCCUCUUCCUUGGACAAAUCGCCUCUCACUAUUACCUCUCUCAUUCCACCGUCCACUUGUUCUCCCUGCGCCUCACCUCUAACCUUUCCAUCCGCUCCAUCCUUUGUCUGGCAUGCUGCGCCAAGGAGUAUGACGAACUUCCCGUCAGACAUAACGAAGACGUCGUCAUCGCCUCUAAUAUGCUGCGUCGCUCCAGGUUCCGUCUGUCCCCCUCCGACUUCGAUUCCAACCUCUCCUCCUUCCAUUCCGACCCGCACCUCAAAGCGUGUCUGCUUGUCCAGUUCCAUCUGUCCAGAUUGCCGCUUCCUAUCACCGAUUUCAUCACCGACACCAAACAAGUCUUUGAUCAGUUCACCCGUAUCUUACAAGCCAUGAUCGACGUCUCCGCGCAUUCCGGAUGGCUCCUCACCACACUCAAAUGCAUGUACAUUUUGCAAAUGUGUGUGCAGGCAUGUUGGCUCGAUCAACCUCCCUUGUCGCUUCUCCCCGGAUUCCUUUCUCCACCCAUCCAACAACUACUCCUCAAACACCACAUACGCUCCCCCGCUCAACUCCUCCACGCAAAGCAUAUCGUUCAAACCAUCAAGCAACACCUGUCUGCGUCCGAUUCAAACUCGCUGGACGCCGCUCUCGGCUCUUGGCCUGUCAUCCAUCUCCGCUGGUCCUCCUCUUCUCUUUCUCCCUCGCCGCCGCUUCGCUACCAACUAAUCGUCCAAAUCCACCGCUCGCACCCGAAACACCCUUGCCACGUCUACGCCCCCCACUUCCCAAAAAAAAAAGAAGACGGCUGGUGGCUCGCCCUGUCCUCGUCCGACAAAACGCAACUUCUCGCACUCAAAAAAAUCACCCAUAUUAACGCCUCUCCUACCUGCAGUCGGCGACGCGUGUACCUCGACUUCGAAACCCCGCAGCCCGUCAACCUCGUCCAUCUCCUCCUCAUCAGUGACACCUAUGUUGGACUCGACCAAGAGUACGCCGUCCAACUCGACGCGCCCUCUAGCCAAGAAGCAUCGCGUCACCACUCAACAUGCCCAACUUCUACCGACUGA
Messenger RNA from Schistocerca gregaria, 5328 nucleotides. RefSeq lists its product as uncharacterized. NCBI's taxonomy places the organism in Eukaryota, Metazoa, Arthropoda, Insecta, Orthoptera, Acrididae. Gene Ontology annotation, molecular function: ATP hydrolysis activity; nucleic acid binding; ATP binding. The coding region runs from base 1 to 5328 and encodes 1775 amino acids. The transcript has a single exon. The record is from RefSeq and is a predicted model, not a curated record.